Ricinus communis (castor bean) is the source of this 4504-nucleotide messenger RNA. RefSeq names its product abscisic-aldehyde oxidase. The record is from RefSeq and is a predicted model, not a curated record. Lineage: Eukaryota; Viridiplantae; Streptophyta; Magnoliopsida; Malpighiales; Euphorbiaceae. Bases 16 to 4215 code for a protein of 1399 amino acids. The transcript has 11 exons. Gene Ontology annotation, molecular function: oxidoreductase activity; iron ion binding; 2 iron, 2 sulfur cluster binding.
AACUGAAUAAAAACAAUGUAUGUACUUUCAAACUUUCAACGUCAUCUGGCUAUUGCAUCAACUUAUCAACUUCUGCUGGUGGGUCUAUCACAAGCCCAAGAAAUGGAGGAUCAUGAAAGUACAGCAACAGAAACAGAAAGGAGCAAUCUUCUUUUUGCUGUUAAUGGGGAGAGGUUUGAGCUCUCAAGUGUUGACCCUUCUACUACUUUGCUCGAGUUCUUGCGUACCCAGACACGUUUCAAGAGUGUUAAGCUCAGUUGCGGUGAAGGUGGUUGUGGUGCUUGUAUUGCGCUGCUCUCCAAGUAUGAUCCGUUCAGUGACGAAGUUGAGGAUUUUACUGUAAGUUCAUGUCUCACAUUGCUUUGCAGUAUAAAUGGAUGUUCAAUUACAACAAGUGAAGGCCUUGGUAAUAGCAAAGAUGGCUUCCACUCAAUUCACCAGAGGUUCACAGGAUUCCAUGCUUCUCAAUGCGGCUUUUGUACUCCAGGAAUUUGCAUCUCACUCUAUGGGGCCCUUGUUAAUGCUGAAAAGACAGAUCGACCAGAGCCCUCACCAGGAUUCUCCAAGCUUACAGUGGUUGAAGCUGAGAAAGCUGUUGCAGGAAAUCUUUGUCGCUGUACUGGAUAUAGACCCAUUGCCGAUGCAUGCAAAAGUUUUGCAGCUAAUGUUGAUAUGGAGGACUUAGGAUUCAACUCUUUCUGGAAGAAGGAAGACAUUCAGGAAGCAAAGAUAAGCAAGUUACCUGUGUAUAAUCAUAAUCACAAUAGUUGUACUUUCCCUGACUUCUUAAAAAGGGAAGUCAAAGAUUCCUUGCUUUUGGAUUCUAAAAGAUACCAUUGGUACAAACCUGCUAAAAUUGAGGAGCUUCAUGACUUAUUAAAAUCUAGUGAUGCUGAUGGAGUUCGUAGGAAACUAGUGGUUGGUAAUACAGGUGUGAGUUACUAUAAGGAAGUAGAGUAUUAUGACACGUACAUAGACCUCAGAAAUAUUCCUGAGCUCUCAAUCAUUAGAAGGGAGCAGUCAGGAGUUGAAAUUGGGGCUGCUGUCACUAUUUCGAAAGCUAUUGAAGCUUUGAAGGAGGAAAGUAAAGGUGAGUUUCUCUCAGAAUGUAAAAUGAUAUAUGAAAAAAUUGCUAUUCAUAUGGAGAAAAUUGCUGCUGCAUUUGUUAGAAAUACAGGUAGUGUUGGGGGAAAUUUAGUGAUGGCACAGAGGAAACAUUUUCCUUCAGAUAUUGCUACUAUACUUCUAGCAGCUGGUUCAUCAGUUGAGAUAAUGACAGGCAUUAUUCGUAAAAAGCUUACACUGGAGGAGUUUUUGGGAAGGCCUCCAUUGGAUUCCAAAAGUGUACUUUUAAGUGUUAGGAUCCCUAAUUGUGAAUCAAUUAAGAAUGUAUCUCUUGAAAGAGAUAAUAAGUUGUUAUUUGAAACCUAUCGAGCUGCACCGAGGCCCCUUGGAAAUGCUUUGUCCUAUCUGAAUGCUGCUUUCUUGGCUGAUGUUGCCUGCUCUAAACAAUCGGGUGGAAUUGUGUUAAAUAGCUGUCGGUUGGCUUUUGGUGCUUUUGGAACCAAACAUGCAAUUAGGGCGAGGAAAGUUGAGGAAUUUUUAGCUGGAAAAUUGUUAACCAUUGGUGUUCUUUACGAAGCUAUUAAAUUGGUUAAAUCUACUGUGAUACCUGAAGAAGGGACUCGACAUCCUGCAUAUAGGACAAGCUUAGCUGUUGGUUUUCUUUUUGACUUUCUUGGCCCAGUAUCAGUUACUCUUGGUAGUGGUUGGUUAGAUGGAGGUAUAAAUUCUUCAAUAUUCAACGGUGCGAUACUAAACCAAAAUCAAGCGUGGCUGGACCAAGUCAAAUUCCCCACUUUGCUAUCUUCAUCAAAGCAGGUGGUCCAAAUAAACAAAGAUUAUCAUCCCAUUGGCGAGCCAGUUACAAAAUCUGGAGCUGCUCUUCAAGCUUCUGGUGAAGCUGUUUAUGUGGAUGACAUUCCCUCUCCCAGAAAUUGUCUACAUGGUGCAUUCGUUUAUAGCAAAAAGCCUUUUGCGAGGGUAAAGGAUAUAGAACUCAAUUCUAAAUUUCAUAUCAGUGGAGUCACUGCACUUAUUACUUUUAGAGACAUCCCAAAAGGCGGGGAAAACAUAGGUUCUAAAACUAUUUUUGGUUUGGAGCCUCUGUUUGCUGAUGAGCUUACUCGAUGUUGUGGAGAGCGUCUUGCUCUAGUGGUUGCAGAUACACAGAAACAUGCAGAAUUAGCAUCAAACCUUGCAGUGGUUGACUAUGACCUGGAAAAUCUAGACUCUCCCAUUUUAACUGUAGAGGAUGCUAUAAAGAGAUCUAGCCUUUUUGAUGUCCCUCCCUUUCUCUACCCUAAACAAGUUGGUGAUAUAUUAAAGGGAAUGGCUCAAGCUGAUCACAAGAUUCUCUCAGCUGAGAUAAAACUUGGGUCACAAUACUAUUUCUAUAUGGAGAAUCAAACUGCCCUUGCUGUGCCAGAUGAAGACAAUUGCAUAGUAAUUUAUAGUUCAAUUCAGUGCCCUGAGUUUGCACAUGCUGUUAUUUCAAGAUGUCUUGGUGUUCCUGAACAUAAUGUACGUGUGAUUACAAGAAGGGUUGGAGGAGGCUUUGGAGGAAAGGCCAUAAAAGCCAUGCCUGUUGCUACAGCCUGUGCACUAGCAGCAUACAAGUUACAGCGCCCUGUCAGAUUGUAUCUUAAUCGCAAAGUAGAUAUGAUAAUGGCAGGAGGAAGGCAUCCUAUGAAAAUAACAUACAGUGUAGGGUUCAAAUCUAAUGGGAAAAUUACAGCCUUACAGCUUGAUAUAUUGAUUGAUGCUGGCAUAUUUCCAGACAUAAGUCCAAUAAUGCCAAUAAAUAUUCUGGGCUCGCUGAAAAAAUAUGACUGGGGUGCUUUAUCUUUUGAUAUAAAGGUAUGCAAAACAAAUCUUCCAAGUAGAUCAGCUAUGCGGGCCCCUGGAGAGGUGCAAGGAUCAUAUAUCGCAGAAGCUGUAAUUGAACAUGUAGCAUCUUCUCUUUCUGUGGAUGCAGAUUCAGUGAGAGCCAUAAACCUCCACACUUAUGAUAGCAUUAACUUAUUCUACGAUAAUAUUGUUGGUGAGCCUCUAGAAUACACUUUAACUUCAAUAUGGGAUAAGUUAGUGACAUCUUCAAGUUUUAUCCAAAGGACUAAAAUGAUAAAAGAGUUCAAUAAGUGUAAUUUGUGGAAAAAAAGAGGUAUUUCUCAAAUACCUAUUGUACAUCAAGUUACAUUGAGACCAACUCCAGGGAAAGUAAGCAUUCUAAGUGAUGGGUCUGUUGUUGUCGAAGUUGGAGGAAUAGAGCUGGGCCAGGGGCUCUGGACGAAGGUGAAACAGAUGGCAGCAUUUGCUCUUAGUUCAAUCAAGUGUGAUGGAGUAGGAGACCUCUUGGAUAAAGUAAGAGUCAUACAAGGUGACACCUUGAGUUUAAUUCAAGGGGGUUUUACUUCUGGGAGCACUACAUCCGAGUCAAGCUGUGAAGUAGUUAGACUUUGCUGUAAAGAUUUGGUCGACAGACUGACACCUCUGAAAGAAAGGUUACAAGGGCAAAUGGGUUCUAUAAGAUGGGAGGUGCUAAUUCACCAGGCUUAUUUGGAAGCUGUCAACUUAUCAGCAAGUUCUUACUUCGUCCCUGACUUUGCUUCUAUGCAAUACCUAAAUUAUGGUGUUGCUUCGAGCGAGGUGGAGAUAGACCUUCUGACAGGACAAACAACAAUUUUGAGAUCAGAUAUUAUAUAUGACUGUGGACAAAGUCUCAACCCUGCUGUGGAUCUAGGCCAGAUCGAAGGGGCUUUCGUCCAAGGAAUUGGCUUUUUCAUGCUUGAAGAGUACACAACAAACUCGGAUGGAUUAGUGAUUGAGGAUGGCACAUGGACAUACAAGAUCCCUACACUAGACACUAUACCAAAACAGUUCAAUGUGGAGAUUUUAAACAGUGGCCAUCACCAAAAGCGUGUUCUAUCAUCCAAAGCUUCUGGUGAACCGCCAUUGCUCCUAGCAGCCUCAGUUCACUGUGCCAUAAGAGCUGCUAUCAGGGAUGCCCGACAGCAGCUUCAUUUGUGGGGUUGCCUAGAUGAUAGUCCUACAACGUUCGACUUGGAGGUCCCUGCCACCAUGCCUGUUGUAAAAGAGCUCUGCCGGCUGGACAUUGUGGAGAGGCACUUGCAGUGGAAAAUGAACAGCAAGUGAAUGAUGAAAAUACUCAAUUCAAGCUGAACCUGAUAAUGGAUAGAAGAUUUUGAUUAGAUCUACACACAAUUACGCCAGGAAAUUGAUCACCUAUUGUAAUGAAAUAUUACGACAUACUACUAAUAGCAGAUAUUUAGCUUGCUCAGUUACUGUUUUGACUUAGUUUUUAUAGCUCAUUCAGUUACUGUUUUAAUUUAGUCAUUAGCUUCUGUUCCAUUAUAUAUAGGUUGUUAUUUUCUCAUAAAACUGCUUCUAUAAUAAAGGAGUCACGUACCUGAUGUAUUCUAUA